UCUUUAUCUGCUUUCAGCUUGUGGCUAACCGGUGAACUCCAAGAAAAUGAACUCACUUCCAUUUUCAAUCGGCACAUUUAAUCCAACGAAUCAUCUCUUUACCAAUAGAUUAGAAGAAUUUCCCACAAGAAAUAAAAAUCUGCUGAUUCUUGAUUCUUCUACUACAGUCAAAUCCAACGAAACCAAAUAUCCCAACACAAAUUCAGCUUCUUUGAGCAGAAGAGAAGCCGUUGGUUUUGGCUUCUGCUUCAGCUUUCUUCAGCUUGUUAUUCCACAACCGUUUCCCGCGGCGGCUGAGGGCGGCGCCGCCACUCCUUGUCAGUUCACAGAAGCUCCGUCUGGGCUCGCGUACUGCGAUAAGGUUGUCGGGUUCGGGCCUGAAGCUGUCAAAGGCCAGCUGAUUAAGGCGCAUUAUGUAGGGAAAUUGGAAAAUGGGAAGGUGUUUGACAGCAGCUACAAUAGGGGAAAGCCUCUUACUUUUCGUGUAGGUGUCGGUGAGGUGAUCAAAGGAUGGGAUGAAGGAAUCAUAGGUGGGGAUGGAAUUCCAGCCAUGCUUGCUGGAGGAAAACGUGAGCUGAGAAUCCCACCUGCACUUGGAUAUGGCAUAAGAGGAGCUGGCUGUAAUGGAGGAUCAUGCAUUAUUCCUCCUAAUUCAGUUCUCGUGUUCGAUGUGGAGCUUAUCGGAAAGGCUUAGCAGAUUUGAUUUUAUUACACGCUUGGAUUUUGGAGCAAGAGCAAUGCACGUGUGAAUCAUCGUCUAUUACUUUUAGUUCAUCAUAUAUAUUUUUAUUUUUAAUUCUUAAUUUUACAAUCAUUUUAUGAUCCACAACAUAUAUAUACAAUUCUUUCGGGAUUUGAACUCAGGACUUUUUAUUCAACAUGACUUUGAUACGAACGU
Molecule: messenger RNA, 898 nt
Organism: Erythranthe guttata (spotted monkey flower)
Lineage: Eukaryota; Viridiplantae; Streptophyta; Magnoliopsida; Lamiales; Phrymaceae
Gene: FKBP13
Product: FK506-binding protein 13
Cellular component (GO): chloroplast
Molecular function (GO): peptidyl-prolyl cis-trans isomerase activity
Source: RefSeq, a predicted model, not a curated record